Salvelinus sp. IW2-2015 is the source of this 1479-nucleotide messenger RNA. RefSeq names its product ephrin-B3-like. Gene Ontology annotation, biological process: axon guidance; ephrin receptor signaling pathway. The record is from RefSeq and is a predicted model, not a curated record. Gene Ontology annotation, cellular component: plasma membrane. NCBI's taxonomy places the organism in Eukaryota, Metazoa, Chordata, Actinopteri, Salmoniformes, Salmonidae. Gene Ontology annotation, molecular function: ephrin receptor binding.
ACAUACACCUCCCCUUUUCCCAAACAAGCAGUCAGUCUGUCAAUGUGCUCCGAGCGUUAGACAAGUCAAACGAGUGGGAUUUUGAACUAGUGAGACCGGGGACAUAUCGAAUGGAAACCAUUGGAAGCUAUCCAGAUUCCAAAUGACUCGCCACAUCAGACAGGCGAGGCUAUAACAUACGAAUAUGAGUUCAAGUUCGAUUUAUUAUUCAAAGUUUUAUUUUGCUCUUCGUCUGGUAAGGACUGAAGUUGAAUAGGCUGGAGAUCUUCUAGCCUUCAGUUAUCUUUCGAGUCCAGUGUUUUGAUGUGUUAUGUGAUAAAUUGAUUGCUGGAUUUGUCAACACCACCUGAGUUCGUUUGUUUGAAUUGCCAGUCUCAUUUACAAAUCGUUUGGGAAAGGAUAUUGAUUUACUCACUGGAAGAGAAGAGAAAUGACACGCAGUGUGUACCAAACCGUGCAAUGACAAAUCCACCGACCAGCGAGCAUCAACACGUCCUUCUGAUGGAGCUACUGUUCUAAACUGGGGGGAAGCCUCUAUUUUUAAACACAGCAUUUUCGCUAAUGUCUCGAAUCUUUUGAAACUACAAUUUAUUUAUCGGAGUAAAGACUCUAAAGAAAAUAAGAAGUAGAAAGGAAUGGGAGAGAAACCGAAGAGAAUCGGCGCAGAGAACAAGGGAACAUUGUUUGGGAAAACACAAUUAUAGGAAACACCAACACGCAACAGAAAAUAGCUCUCCUCGAGCGCCUAUCAAACCAGGACAGAAAUCGAUUCAACGGGAGUUAUUUUUUUUUGUGGAAGAAGGGGAGUGGUGCUCAAGCCAUUGAACACAGCUAGAGCAACUUUCUCUGCCGUAGUUGUCAAUUACUACGUUGUGUCCUCUAUUAUUCGUUUCAUAUCCAUGCGGUUGCCCAAGGCACGAUAUUUCCUCCUCGCGCGUUGAGUGACUCACCUAUAGCUUACACGGCUAUAGCCUUUGUUUGGACGGCACCCCAUCUACAUCCUCAUAGAAAAUAUACCAUUGAUUUUUAAAAAUGGGGUUCAAUAAUAGGGGUUGUGGAGUUGCAAUGGCGUGUCGGAGAAGUGGGAGUAAACUGGGAUUUGUGCUGAUAUUCUUACUGGAUUUACUGGGAACGGCGGUGAGCAACAUGGAACCCAUCUACUGGAAUUCAGUGAACAAAAGGUUUUUGGACGAUAAGGGCUACGUCCUCUACCCUCAGAUUGGGGAUCGCCUGGAUCUCAUCUGUCCGUCGUCGGACCCCCCKAGCCAGCGGGCCCCCGCCGAGUACGAGUUCUACAAGCUGUACCUGGUGUCGUCACGUGAGCAGGCGGACAGGUGUGAGGUGACGGGCGCGCCCAACCUGCUGCUCACCUGUGACAAGCCCAACAAUGACAUGAGGUUCACCAUCAAGUUCCAGGAGUACUCUCCUAACCUGUGGGGACACGAGUUCAAGACCAACGCUGGCACUUCAUACGGCUGA